Molecule: messenger RNA, 7530 nt
Organism: Aedes albopictus (Asian tiger mosquito)
Lineage: Eukaryota; Metazoa; Arthropoda; Insecta; Diptera; Culicidae
Gene: Vap33
Product: vesicle-associated membrane protein/synaptobrevin-binding protein
Exons: 5
Coding region: 739-1599 (286 amino acids)
Biological process (GO): endoplasmic reticulum membrane organization
Cellular component (GO): endoplasmic reticulum membrane; plasma membrane
Molecular function (GO): FFAT motif binding
Source: RefSeq, a predicted model, not a curated record
CGCAUCGAAUAAACCUUGCCCAAAACAAUCCCCUUCAAAAACGGGGCGAAAUUUGCGUUUUGUAACCGCAACGUCAAACCCGCGACGACAGACGAAACGCAGUGAAAAGAAAAAAGAAAGAGCCGAAAUCGGUCGUGGAGAGCGAGUGACGACGAAAGCGAAACGAAACCGGGGCGUGAAAAUUGAUUUUUCUUGCGUGCUCCGUGAAGUGUUGUCCCUGUGUGGAGAGGAAAAUCCUAGUUCGGUGUUGUUUCCGGAGGUCGGUCGGAUUAUCGACGGCAAGUGACGGUUCCGUGCGCGCUAGAGGAACCAGACGGAAAACGCGGCUACUCGAUUCAAAGGAGAGACGACGCAGCCGAGCGAAGAAGACUCCGUGGAUUUAUAGAUUUUUCGCGUAACCUGUGCCCGCACGGCAGCAGCAGAGCCAGGCCAGGGAAGAGAGACGACGACAACGAGCCAAGGGGGCAGAGCGAGAGUGUGUGGAAGUGCGUUUUGUGUUUGCCUGUGAGUGGAGUGUUUUAUCGAUCCAUUUAGGAUUUUCUGCCUAUUCUCUUCCCGACGAAUCGACGACCAUCGGAACGAACGGCAGAAAGAGUGCGGUGUGCAAAGUGUGUGUGUUUGUGUAACUAGAGGAGAUUUUCGGGAAGAAAACGCAAUCCCCCGGCGGGUGGUAGUGGAUUCGGAAGCAGCUGAAAGCGUUUAGGUCAUCAUCACUGGUAAUCCGGGACGAGAGCCAAGAUGUCGAACAAACCAGCGCAAUUGCUUGUUAUCGAGCCUGCGAACGAGCUGAAAUUCGUAGGACCAUUCUGCACAGCUGUCUCAUCCUAUAUGCGAUUGACGAACCCGACGGAGCAUGUUAUCCUGUUUAAAAUCAAAACGACUGCGCCUAAAAAGUACUGUGUGCGUCCAAACUGUGGUGUAUUAGAACCAAAGACGACGAUCGAAAUUGCAAUUAUUCUCCAGCCGUUCAUCUUCGAUGCGGCCGAAAAGAACAAACACAAAUUCAUGGUGCAGUCGAUGAUCAUGCCGGAAGGCGACGUCAGCGCCGAACAGCUGUGGAAGGAUGUCAGCCCGGACGACCUGAUGGAUUCCAAACUGCGGUGCGUGUUCGAGUUGCCGGCGGACACCACCCAGGCUGCACCGGGAGGACCUAUUACGGCCACCAGCACUACUACCAGUCAGUCAGCGAACGCUACACCGAAUAAAAACGAAUCCGGUGCCCCGGCGGCGGACGCACAGUACGGCAGCGGUGUCAGCAACGAAGAAGACAAGGAUGCGCUAAUGACGGAAGUGAAGAAACUGCGGGAAUCUGAAUGCUCUUUACGUCACGAAAAUCUAUUGCUGAAGGAAAAACUGCUCCGAAUGCGGCUAGAUAUGGAAAACAGUGCCGCCAAGGAACAGCAACAGCAAUCGUCGGUUUCCAGCGGUUUGGGGUCCGGUGGUUCGCCCUCGUCAGCAUCGGCAGCGGCGGCCGCCCAGUACCAGAACCCAUACAGCCCGCCUCAGCUGGCCAACCAGCAGCAGUUGCCGAUCGUGUACGUGGCCGUCGCCAUUGCCAUGGCUAUAUUCGGGCUUAUUCUGGGCAAGUUUGUGCUCUGAACACUGAACCCGGACACCGGCAGCGGCGGCAGUGGCAUGAGCUCUAACAACAGCGACGGCAAUGAUAAUAAGUUUAAAUAACUGAGUUCAGAAUGUAGUAGCAUAUAACAACAUAAGGCAAACCAGAAGAAACAAAAAAAACUAUUUAAAGGCAUAUAGGUUGGGAAUUGGGAAGGGAAAAACAAAGAAAACGAGAAAAUAAGGAAAUAAACUUAUAUGAGAGACAAAAAUAAGCAAGUAGGCGUAUAAUUAAUUGAACACUAAAUGGGGAACGGUUGAGUAAGCGCAAAGUGGAACCCAUUCUGCGCUUGGUCUACCAUACUUUGAGAAAUAUAGGAAACCGAUACGGCAUUCAUUGUACUACCAACAAUAAAAAUGAAACAAACACAAAGCAGUUCUCGCUGUAAAGGAGACCCUAGCAGUAAAACAAAUAAAUAAGCCCUAAAUGGUUAAAAUAAAAGAAUAAUAUACAAAAGAACAUGAAAAUCAAUGUGAAGCUGAACUAAAACUAGAAUAACUCGAACAGAAAACCAUUCGAAAAGGACAGCAGAAAAAAAAACAACUGUUAAAACAUGAAAGAAAAACUAAAUCAAACAUCGUCUGCCAGUGGCAGGUUCCAUGGAAAAAAGCAAGAUAAAAACUGAACAUUAUGAAAACGUGUUUAUCCUAAAAUUCAAACAACAAAAAACAAAAUUGCCAGAAGAAAGCAAGUUACAGGAACUGAGAGAGAAAGAGAGAGAGAGAGGGAUACCGUAAUUAGUUAUCGAGAUUUUCUCUUGUUGCUGAUUUCUAACCAUAAUGGGAUAAUGUGGUAAAACAAUUGAGUCAACCCUUUUUUCAUUUGAAAGCAAUUGUAAAUGCGAACGAAAAACAACACUCACACAUAUAAACAAACAAACAAAUACAUAAAAAACACAAACACGCGCAUACAAAGAUGCUCUCGCUUAGACGUAGUUUUAUCAAAAGGCAAAAAAAAAAACAAAGUUAAGCAAAAUACCUAUAUGGAGUUGUGGAAGUCAUCUCGCAAAAUGCACAGUCGGUAAAACGUGGAUCGAACGUGGGAAUGGAUUAUGUCGUCUUUUUCCGGCUUAAUUCCACUUAACUGUUGGGAAAGUUAUGCAGCUUUUCACGUGUUCAUGCGCAUGCUAGUUGCUAUUCAGAUAUUGCACAGGUUCCCGUACCUGUGCAGGUUUUAGCAUCACCUCGAUUUGUCCCAUAUGAUGGCGUUAUUUUUUUUUAUGUUUUCUGCUUGUGGUUUAGAAUAUAUUUACUAUCUACAAUUGUAUAUAGAAGUCUACAGAUAUGCAAUGCUGCUAUCGUCGGACCUGAGCAGGUCCUAAAGACGCCCAAUCAUAUUUGUUCAGUUGUUUUUGUAGAUUUCAGUAUUGAAGUGUCCAUUAUGGUUUAAGGAAUCGGAAAAUUGUUCAACCCUUCCGUUAACUUGUAUUCAAAUUUAAAAAAAACUAUUGUGUUGUGGUAUCGGACAUCGACAAAACGUUUGUCUUCAGCGAAAGCAUCGGAACAAGCAAGAGACGAGAAAAGAAAAGGAAACAAGUUCGUAUGCUGCGAUCGUGUCUGGCGAAGGAAUCAUAUCGGAAGUUCAGCAACCAACGGAUGACUUGGAUGAUGGUGAUAUUAUUGAACUGCUGGAAGAAGAACUGGAAGAAGAGCCUACGGAGCAAUUAGAAGCAGAUCAAUGUCAGUGUGAAGCGGUAUCUUCUUCUUCUUAAUUCUGAAUGCUCUUGGAUUACCAAAGAGCGAAAAAUGGCGCAGCGAACUAGCGCUAUAUUGCCAACGAGUUUUCGUUUAUACUCCAAUGGAGUUUACUUUCUGGCGAGCACGCCGCGAAACACGACCAAACAUGUUGGUCGCUGCAGUCGUACUGCUGAAGCGAUAUCAGAAAAGGAGAUACGCCGGAAACAAGGCUUGGAAACACUAGAAGAGGUAGCCAAAGCAAUACAGGAAGCGAUGAGGAAUCCACAGGCAAACCAACGACGUGCUGAAUACGCAAUAUCUAGUUCUGGUUCUGGAUCACGCCCCAGGAAGAAAGUUGGACGUAGAACAUUAUAUUGAAUUUCUUUGAAAAUGUAUGUAAUUAGAAUUGUAAUUUUUUCAAUACGCUGAUCGGCUCCGUAAAGUUUUUAAGUAAACAAAUGAGCCUUACAAAUAAACACUUUGAAAAAAAAAGACGACCGGUCUCUGUCGGUGUCGUUAUCGGCGGUACCCAGUGAGACGAAGUACACGAAUUCUUCAACCGCCUCAAAUUCAUCACCGUCGAUAGAAAUUCGGGGUGGCGGGCGUGCCCUUUGUGCAUUGUCUUCGACACAUUAAUGACUAAUCCGAUUCGCCUGGCUUCACUCUUUUUGGAUGUACGUUUCCGCCAUCGUCUCAAAUUUACGAGCUAUAAUAUCAAUAUCAUAAGCGAAACCAAGCAGCUGAACGACUUCGUGAAAAUCGUCCCACUCGUGUUUAUCCCCGCUCUCCUUAUUCCACCUUCUAACGCAAUGUUGAACAGCAAGCACGAAAGACCAUCACCUUGCCGUAACCCUCUGAGAGAUUCGAGAGUGUGCCUGAUACUCGAACUACGCACAUCACUGGAUUCAUCAUCGCCUUGAUUAAUCGUAUCAGUUUAUCCGGGAACCCGUAUUCGUGCAUAAAUCUGCCAUAGCUGUUCUCGAUCGAUUGUAUCAUACGCCGAUUUGAAAUAGAUGAACAAGUGAUAUGUGGGCACGUUGUAUUCGUGGCAUUUCUGUAACACCUGGCGGAUGGCGAACAUCUGGUCCGUUGUAGCGCGUUCACCCAUGAAUCCAGCCUGAUCUUGCAAUCGGUGAUAGACGGCGGCAUAAGAUUUGAGAGAGUAUCUUGUAGGCAGGGCUCAGUAGUGUGAUCGCGCGAUAGUUCCCGCAAUCCAACUAGUCGCCCUUUUUUGUAGAUGGGACACACGAUGCCGGGUUCCAUGCUGCAGCAUUACGGCCGGGGCUGUGUUAUUAAUAUAAUACUCCUCCAAAAUUUCUCUACACUACUCAUCGAAUCAUUCAUUCCGUCAAUUCCGUUCCAUGUUGGUACCGAAUGGUGCACUUGACUGCUUUUUCUGUACACCAGCUAUCAGUCCUCUAGAAUUGAGGAAACAUUGAGCUUGUCCUCGUAUAGCAAACUGUGUUGGAAAACUGUGCUGCGUAUGGUCAUGUUCUUGGAGGCUUCGAAAUCGAUGAGUCGUAUGCCGUUUUCGUUCGUCUGCUGGUGAGCGCUGAUCUAUCCAAUCGUCGAUCUGAAUUCCUUCUCCUGGCCUACCUGCGCCCAUCACGAUGAAAGCUGUUUACAGUUUGCCGUGUGUUAAAUUCUGUCCAGCACACUUCCUGCGGUGCUACAAUGGCGAACCCUUCCAAUGGCAGUCCUUCCAAUGAUUGCCGAGAAUGCGGGUGCUCCCAAUGAAGUUGAGAGAUCGUACGAGAGAUUCUACGUACCGAGCUUCCAAUCGCAUGUCCUUGGUGUUCGCUGAGAUCGUCGCCAUUGGUUUUGUUGCUGACUUCCCGGUGCAAUUAUUACGUACGGCUGGCCCGCAGCGCUGCACGGACACCAAUCAUCCGAAAUUUUGGAGGACCAUGGUGCACAGUUAAGCUCAGAGUUCUAGCAUGGGGGACAAACGCUGUUGGAGCCGCUAUCUCUGGAGAACAGACGAUCAGGCUUGCACAAGCAACUAACCAUAUUUCUAUUUUAUGAUUCUAUCUUCCAUAGGAAAAACUGCUCCGAAUGCGGCUAGAUAUGGAAAACAGUGCCGCCAAGGAACAGCAACAGCAAUCGUCGGUUUCCAGCGGUUUGGGGUCCGGUGGUUCGCCCUCGUCAGCAUCGGCAGCGGCGGCCGCCCAGUACCAGAACCCAUACAGCCCGCCUCAGCUGGCCAACCAGCAGCAGUUGCCGAUCGUGUACGUGGCCGUCGCCAUUGCCAUGGCUAUAUUCGGGCUUAUUCUGGGCAAGUUUGUGCUCUGAACACUGAACCCGGACACCGGCAGCGGCGGCAGUGGCAUGAGCUCUAACAACAGCGACGGCAAUGAUAAUAAGUUUAAAUAACUGAGUUCAGAAUGUAGUAGCAUAUAACAACAUAAGGCAAACCAGAAGAAACAAAAAAAACUAUUUAAAGGCAUAUAGGUUGGGAAUUGGGAAGGGAAAAACAAAGAAAACGAGAAAAUAAGGAAAUAAACUUAUAUGAGAGACAAAAAUAAGCAAGUAGGCGUAUAAUUAAUUGAACACUAAAUGGGGAACGGUUGAGUAAGCGCAAAGUGGAACCCAUUCUGCGCUUGGUCUACCAUACUUUGAGAAAUAUAGGAAACCGAUACGGCAUUCAUUGUACUACCAACAAUAAAAAUGAAACAAACACAAAGCAGUUCUCGCUGUAAAGGAGACCCUAGCAGUAAAACAAAUAAAUAAGCCCUAAAUGGUUAAAAUAAAAGAAUAAUAUACAAAAGAACAUGAAAAUCAAUGUGAAGCUGAACUAAAACUAGAAUAACUCGAACAGAAAACCAUUCGAAAAGGACAGCAGAAAAAAAAACAACUGUUAAAACAUGAAAGAAAAACUAAAUCAAACAUCGUCUGCCAGUGGCAGGUUCCAUGGAAAAAAGCAAGAUAAAAACUGAACAUUAUGAAAACGUGUUUAUCCUAAAAUUCAAACAACAAAAAACAAAAUUGCCAGAAGAAAGCAAGUUACAGGAACUGAGAGAGAAAGAGAGAGAGAGAGGGAUACCGUAAUUAGUUAUCGAGAUUUUCUCUUGUUGCUGAUUUCUAACCAUAAUGGGAUAAUGUGGUAAAACAAUUGAGUCAACCCUUUUUUCAUUUGAAAGCAAUUGUAAAUGCGAACGAAAAACAACACUCACACAUAUAAACAAACAAACAAAUACAUAAAAAACACAAACACGCGCAUACAAAGAUGCUCUCGCUUAGACGUAGUUUUAUCAAAAGGCAAAAAAAAAAACAAAGUUAAGCAAAAUACCUAUAUGGAGUUGUGGAAGUCAUCUCGCAAAAUGCACAGUCGGUAAAACGUGGAUCGAACGUGGGAAUGGAUUAUGUCGUCUUUUUCCGGCUUAAUUCCACUUAACUGUUGGGAAAGUUAUGCAGCUUUUCACGUGUUCAUGCGCAUGCUAGUUGCUAUUCAGAUAUUGCACAGGUUCCCGUACCUGUGCAGGUUUUAGCAUCACCUCGAUUUGUCCCAUAUGAUGGCGUUAUUUUUUUUUAUGUUUUCUGCUUGUGGUUUAGAAUAUAUUUACUAUCUACAAUUGUAUAUAGAAGUCUACAGAUAUGCAAUGCUGCUAUCGUCGGACCUGAGCAGGUCCUAAAGACGCCCAAUCAUAUUUGUUCAGUUGUUUUUGUAGAUUUCAGUAUUGAAGUGUCCAUUAUGGUUUAAGGAAUCGGAAAAUUGUUCAACCCUUCCGUUAACUUGUAUUCAAAUUUAAAAAAAACUAUUGGCAAUGGAUGGGUUAUCUAGUAACACAGCUUGGUGAACUUUUUGAAGAACAUCAGUGGAAAAUGUAGCUGAAUAGGGCAAUUCAAGGAAAAUGUUGGAUUUCUUCAAAUACGAUUUUAGAUCCAUGUUUUACCCCCCACUGUGGACAGUCAACGUGGACGUUUCCCACGGCGUAAAUUCUAAGACGAAACGUCCCCGUCUGGCACGAUUCCUCUCACCUAACAGGACACGAUACGAGUGGAAUAAGCAUAUGUGAGAGAUGAGCGACUACGACGACGAGCAAUCCGCGGAGAAUGUUUACGAUGAUGAGCAUUAUUAGGAUCGGGAAUCAUUAUUAACAACAACAACUACACUAGGAUUACCAACCAUGCCACGCUAUAUAAUAAAUUUAUUCGUUCGUUUGUGCGCCCGAGCGCACGCGCUGGCACCGGACGUGGACGCGGAAGAGAGAAGAAUACAUAAAAGUCGUGUAGUGA